Ixodes scapularis (black-legged tick) is the source of this 1045-nucleotide messenger RNA. RefSeq lists its product as uncharacterized. NCBI's taxonomy places the organism in Eukaryota, Metazoa, Arthropoda, Arachnida, Ixodida, Ixodidae. The transcript has 4 exons. The coding region runs from base 140 to 1045 and encodes 301 amino acids. The record is from RefSeq and is a predicted model, not a curated record.
ACCGGUCUGAAACGAACUUGCCGAGUGGAGCGUGAUGCUUUCGCCAUCUAUGUUAUGUUAGGUGCACUAACUACUGCUAAUUCCGAAACAAGCGUCCUGCCAGGCGGGAGAAAGCGAUCGGCGGCACUUUACGUUUACGAUGGCAAGUAACGGGAACAAAUUGAGGGUCGUGGAGAUUUUUACGCAGGGCAAGAGUUUCCGGCAUGAACUGACUGCGGAGGAGUUCGAAGAGGUCACGAAAGAUCCAAGCAAGCUUGCAUCACUGGCAAUAGCACUGUGUGCUCGUCGCAAAAGUGCGGGAAAUGACGAAAAUGUAGCAAGCUGCAAUCUCCCACCAAAGGCUGCAGAAGGUGGUGCUGAGAACUCAACCGUGAGGGAGUGGGGAGAGGGCGAGACACGGCUGCUGCUGGACCAGUACAAACAGUACUUACCGCAUGUGGGCCCUAUGAAACGUUUUGCAAGGAAGAAGAACAUCUGGGCACAGAUAUCAAGCGACAUACACACCCAGCUAGGAUCUGUAAAGACAGAGCUGCAAUGUGAAAAUCGGUACAAAACUCUUCUCAAAAGGCGCGGUGGAGCAGUGAAGCACAACAACACAUCUGGUUCUGACCCUGUGCCUGUUCCAUUCAAAGAUGAACUUUCUCAGAUCAGGAGUAUAGAUGACAGCAUUUCACCUGAGGUUCUGAGAGGUGUUGGUAGGGUUGAGCAAAAGCCCAUUGCCACCCCUGGUCCCUCAUGUGCACAGAAUUUGCAAGGCAGUGGGCCCCCCCUGUUAAGAAGCGUCGAGAGAGCUCGCCUGUGGCAGAGGUGCUGUGGCGCAUCCACGAGGAGAAAGAGAAGCAGCGACAGCAAAGACACAAGGAGGAGAUGGACAUCCUCAUGGCUCUUUUGCACGGUUCGCAGCAGCAAGUCGCUGCUACUGACUUUGAUGAUUGUUAAAUUUAUUUUGGUCUUCAACGUAACCUCAAUCUAUGUAAGCAGAAGUAUAUAUCAUCUCGAGGAAACAUUAAAAAAAAACAUUUGUCAUUUCGUGUUUGUUGAAUAA